This is a messenger RNA of Ilex paraguariensis (yerba mate), 1041 nucleotides long. Lineage: Eukaryota; Viridiplantae; Streptophyta; Magnoliopsida; Aquifoliales; Aquifoliaceae. The record is from the annotation of a GenBank genome assembly.
AUGACUCUUGCACCUUACGAUCGACGAUCAAAGAACUUGAGAAGUUUUGACGAAGGAAUAAAGAACUGUUACACCCUGCCAAAACCUAGCCAAGGCAAAGACGAUAAGUACCUGUUAAGAGGUUCCUUCAUGUAUGGGAAUUACGACGGCAAAAAUGAGAUUCCGAAAUUUGACCUGUAUCUUGGUGUUAAUUUCUGGGUGACGGUGGAGCUGGAGAAGGUACUGUCGUACUUCUAUGAAGAGAUUAUAUUUGUUCCGGCGACGGAUUUGAUAUAUGUGUGCCUUGUAAACACUGGUUCUGGAAUUCCGUUCAUAUCUGCGUUGGAACUGAGGCUGUUGGACAAUCCCAUUUAUGCUGAUAUGGUGAUGAUGAGUACCUCUGGGAACUUGGAAGUAGAUGUUGCAACAAAUGAUGAUUACAUCACAAAGGCCUUCAUAGCAGAUGGUGAUAUUCAGCAUGCACAAACCAGAAGGAAACUAAUAUUCAACAACUCCGGUUUCAUAAGCAUAGACUGUGGUGAGUCAGAAGAUUACACCGAUCCAUCCAGCGGUAUAUUUUACCAGACAGAUGCAGAAUUCAUUGGUACCGGAAAAAACAAGCCGAUAUCGUCAGAAUCAAUGACUCUUGCACCUUACGAUCGACGAUCAAAGAACUUGAGAAGUUUUGACGAAGGAAUAAAGAACUGUUACACCCUGCCAAAACCUAGCCAAGGCAAAGACGAUAAGUACCUGUUAAGAGGUUCCUUCAUGUAUGGGAAUUACGACGGCAAAAAUGAGAUUCCGAAAUUUGACCUGUAUCUUGGUGUUAAUUUCUGGGUGACGGUGGAGCUGGAGAAGGUACUGUCGUACUUCUAUGAAGAGAUUAUAUUUGUUCCGGCGACGGAUUUGAUAUAUGUGUGCCUUGUAAACACUGGUUCUGGAAUUCCGUUCAUAUCUGCGUUGGAACUGAGGCUGUUGGACAAUCCCAUUUAUGCUGAGUUGGGACCGAGUCUACAAACCGCACACCGAUAUGAUGUUGGAUCUAACCAGUCAGUCAGGUGA